AUGGACUUUCUCAAGGCAGAGAUCGCCAACAAGCGCAAGGCGAGCGAGGUCGCAUCGUCUUCAGCGAGCACCUCGGCCGCUGCUGCGCCGCCAUCGAAGUACAUGCGCAGAGGCGACAUCGAAAAGCUGCGAGAACAGGAGCGAUCCGCGUCACCGUCGUCCUCAUCCACGUCGAACAAGCGAUUCAAACCGAGUCAGUCAGAUGCACCGUCCCCAUCAAGUCCAGGACCAUCUGGGCUGAAUUCGGCAACCAGAGCGGUGCUGGAGACGGCAGCAGGCGAGGUGGAACGGGAAAAGUUCAACGUGUCCAACGAUGAGGCUGUGCGUCGAUUGCGGGCCAAGGGCGAACCCAUCCGGCUGUUCGGCGAAACAGAUAAAGAGCGCCGACUGCGCUUGAGAGCACUCGAGCUGAUCGAGGAGAAGGGAGGAGGUGUGCUGGGUCAGAACGACUUUCGUACGGCAUUGCAGAGCGCGGAGAGCGCGACGGCGCUGGAGCUGUUAGAGAAGCGCAAUGCGGCGAGCAAGGGCAAGGCGGAACAGGCGAGACUGGACGGAUUGCAGCAGGAUGAGGCGACAAAGACCGCACUCGGCGAUAUCGAAGCAUCAGCACCGGAGGACGCAGAAGCAAAGGUCGACGAUGCAGCAGACACCAAACCCACUUCUCGGCAAGGCGUGGGCAUGGACAGCGUCCUCGACCUCGGCCUCAUCAAGACCGACAUCGACCGCGUCUACCCCAUCAUCUACUACACCCUCAAAGGUCUACUCCAAGAAUGGGCCGACACGCUCUCGACCCGCCCCGACUCGGUCAAGCACACAAUGCAGGGCAAGCUUGCCGCCGCCACCCAGGUGCAAUCCGCCGACUACCUCAAGCCGCUCUUCAAGAAACUACGCAAACGGUCCCUCACACCGGAUGUGCUGAUGCGCAUCGCCGAGAUCGUACACUUCAUGCAGAGGAGAAGGUACAGAGAUGCGAACGACUCGUAUCUGCAGCUCAGCAUCGGGAAUGCCCCCUGGCCUAUCGGGGUCACGAUGGUGGGUAUCCACGAGAGGAGCGGGAGAGAGAAGAUUUUCAGCAGCAACGUGGCUCACGUGCUCAACGACGAGGUCAGCAGGAAGUACAUCCAGAGCUUGAAGCGGCUGAUGACGUUUGCACAGACAAAGUACCCGCCCGAGGAUAUCAGUAUGAUGAUGGGGUAG
Molecule: messenger RNA, 1197 nt
Organism: Kalmanozyma brasiliensis GHG001
Lineage: Eukaryota; Fungi; Basidiomycota; Ustilaginomycetes; Ustilaginales
Product: Prp18
Exons: 1
Coding region: 1-1197 (398 amino acids)
Biological process (GO): generation of catalytic spliceosome for second transesterification step; RNA splicing
Cellular component (GO): U5 snRNP; U4/U6 x U5 tri-snRNP complex; U2-type post-spliceosomal complex
Source: RefSeq, a predicted model, not a curated record